AUGUCUAAAUGGACUCCUGAAUGUAAUAUAGUUUAUACUCUAAAAGUUCCUGCUGAUGCACCAAAGAGACAGGAGAGUCUGAAGGGGAUCCUCUUGAACCCUGAGCCUAUUGGGGCAGCCAAAAGCUUCCCUGCAGACGUUGAGAUGAUCGCCAGUAAAGUAGGGAAUGAGUUCUCUCACUUAUGUGGUGAUUCUCAAAAGCAGAAGGACACAAAUGGCAACCGUACAGACCAAGACAAAAGUAUUGUGGUGCGAAAAAAACGCAAGAGCCAGCAGGCUGGUCCCUCAUACACUCAAAACUGUCCUGACAAAGAAGACCAAGGAAUUUUAGGAUUAAGACAGCAUGUAGAAACACAGAGUGAAGACAAUGAUUCUUCUUUCAGUGACUGUAUCUCUUCGCCUUCAUCUAGCCUACAUUUUGGAGACUCUGACACAGUAACAUCUGAUGAAGAAAACGGCACUCCCGUAAGAUCCCCUCAGGCAGUGUUGAAUACUACAAGUAGAACUCAUAGCGCAAGGUCACAAAAGUGGCCUCGGACUGAGGCAGACUCUGUACCUGGGUUAUUAAUGAAAAGGCCCUGUUUUCAUAGCAGUUCUUUAAGAAGGCUUCCAUAUAGGAAGAGAUUUUUGAAAACUAGUUCAUCACAGCGGACGCAGAACCAAAAGGAACGAAUUUUAAUGCAGAGAAAAAAGCGGGAAGUGCUAGCUCGAAGAAAGUACGCUUUACUACCCAGCUCGAGCAGUUCCAGUGAGAAUGAUCUCAGUAGUGAAUCUUCUUCCAGUUCAUCAACUGAAGGGGAAGAAGACUUAUUUGUGUCACCUGGUGAAAACCACCAGAACAGUACAGCUGUUCCUCCAGGAAGCAUUGAUGAAGAUGUGGUGGUGAUUGAAGCAUCCUCCACUCCCCAGGUCACUGCUAAUGAAGAAAUAAAUGUUACCUCAACAGAUAGUGAAGUGGAGAUUGUCACAGUUGGUGAAAGCUACAGGUCUCGUUCAACACUUGGACAUGCAAGAUCCCACUGGGGACAAAGCUCUAGUUCUCAUGCUUCACGACCUCAAGAACAGCGGAACCGCAGUAGGAUUUCCACAGUCAUACAGCCACUGAGACAGAACGCAGCGGAAGUGGUGGACCUCACAGUGGAUGAAGAUGAGCCGACAGUUGUGCCAACUACGUCAGCUAGAGUGGAGCCAGAGGUCGUGAGUUCAGCUUCCAGUAACAGCACUAGUACAUCUACCUCAGAGCAGGCCUCUGAUGCAUCUCCAAACGUCUCCAACAGCCAGCCCUCUGCAGCACCAGAGAGGACUUCCAGUCUUCCCAGUGGCGGCACUGCUGGUACUUCGGCUGGAGAUGAUGUAAGAAGAACUGCAUCUAAUACGACACUGGAAACUGGCCCUCCGGCCAUGCCAAGGUUACCAUCUUGCUGCCCUCAGCAUUCUCCUUGUGGAGGACCUUCGCAGGCUCAUCAUGCACUGGGGCACCCACAUACAAGUUGCUUUCAGCAGCAUGGCCACCACUUUCAGCAUCACCACCACCACCACCACAAUCCUCACCCAGCCGUGCCGCUGUCUCCUUCGUUCAGUGACACCAGCUGCCCGGUUGAGAGGCCUCCUCCGGUGCCUGCACCUUGUGGAGCAAGCAGCAGCUCUGGCACCAGUUACCAUGACCAGCAGGCAUUGCCCGUAGACUUAAGCAGCAGUGGCAUAAGAAGUCAUGGAAGCGGUGCUUUUCAUGGAACAUCUGCUUUUGACCCUUGCUGUCCUGGCUCUUCGUCUCGAACUGCAAUUUAUGGGCAUCAGGCUGGUGCUGGCCCGAGCCAAUCAAUAACAAUAGAUGGGUAUGGAUCGAGUAUGGUUGCGCAGCCCCAGCCCCCUCCUCAGGCAUCGCUUUCUUCCUGUCGGCAUUAUAUGCAUACUCCUUAUGCUUCCUUGACCAGACCUCUUCACCAUCAAGCUUCUGCAUGUCCUCACUCUCAUGGAAAUCCUCCUCCACAGCCACAGCCUCCACCUCAAGUAGAUUAUGUUAUCCCUCAUCCAGUGCAUCCCUUCCAUCCUUCAAUCUCCUCUCAUGCAUCUUCUCAUCCUGUUCCACCUCCACCACCAACUCAUCCUUUAGCCAGUGCAGCUGCUCCAAUACCACAGCAUCUUCCUGCAACACACCAGCCUAUAUCCCAUCACAUCCCUGCAACAGCACCUCCAGCACAGAGGCUACAUCCUCACGAAGUGAUCCAAAGGAUGGAGGUCCAGAGAAGAAGAAUGAUGCAACACCCAACACGUGCUCAUGAGCGGCCUCCUCCACAUCCUCAUAGAAUGCAUCCCAAUUACGGUCAUGGACAUCACAUUCAUGUGCCUCAGACAAUGUCUUCUCAUCCUCGACAAGCUCCAGAGAGAUCUGCCUGGGAACUGGGAAUUGAAGCUGGUGUGACUGCAGCUACAUACCCGCCAGGGCCCUUGCAUCCCCACUUGGCCCAUUACCAUGCACCUCCUCGACUUCAUCACUUGCAAAUAGGGGCUCUUCCUCUAAUGGUACCAGACAUGGCGGGCUACCCUCACAUCCGUUACAUUUCAUCGGGAUUGGAUGGAACAUCAUUCAGAGGCCCUUUCAGGGGCAAUUUUGAGGAGCUGAUUCACUUGGAGGAACGAUUAGGCAAUGUCAAUCGUGGAGCAACGCAGGGAACUAUAGAAAGAUGCACAUACCCACAUAAAUACAAAAAGGUAACAACUGAUUGGUUCUCACAGAGGAAACUGCACUGCAAACAAGAUGGGGAGGAAGGAACAGAAGAAGACACAGAGGAAAAGUGUACCAUCUGUUUGUCUAUACUGGAGGAAGGUGAAGACGUCAGGCGCCUUCCAUGUAUGCACCUUUUCCACCAAGUAUGUGUAGAUCAGUGGUUGAUUACUAACAAGAAGUGCCCCAUUUGCAGAGUGGACAUUGAAGCUCAACUGCCUAGUGAAAGUUGACACUGCUUUCCAGAACUCUUGUCCUCCCUCUCGCUCCCUCUCAUUUUUCGUGGUACUGCAGUCAACCAAAGAUGGCAUGACUUAUCUGCGCAGAUUUGGAAGCAUUGAACCUAGAGUGCUGGCUCUGCUACAUGGUACAACUAAUGCUAUACCUACAGUUUAUGUGGAAGACCAUUGAGUUUCAGUGUAUUUAUAAAACUACUUUUUAGGUUUUACAUUUUUUCUUUUAUUUUGUUACUGUAUUUUUUUUGCAUGGUUCCUUGUAUUGCAUUUGUUUGCACAUAUUAUGGGCUUUGUGACCCCAAACUUGCAGGCAAGAUUAGCUGCUUUAGUAAGUAGAAAUGUGUGGUUUCUUCUUUUUGGUUUGUUUUACGUAGUAUCGAGCUUUGAAAGUAUGAUUUCACUCAUUACUAACCUCGAAUUCCUUAAUUUAAUCUAUCAUAUAUUUUAGUUUAAAUGUAUAAAGAUAAUCUAGAAAAGGAUAAUAUUAUGUAUAGAGACAUUCCUUAAUUAGGAAAAAAUGGCUGCUGUAUAUUUACAAUAUCA
Eurypyga helias (sunbittern) is the source of this 3504-nucleotide messenger RNA. RefSeq names its product ring finger protein 111 (gene RNF111). Gene Ontology annotation, biological process: positive regulation of transforming growth factor beta receptor signaling pathway; ubiquitin-dependent protein catabolic process; positive regulation of DNA-templated transcription. Gene Ontology annotation, cellular component: nucleus; cytoplasm. The record is from RefSeq and is a predicted model, not a curated record. Gene Ontology annotation, molecular function: SUMO polymer binding; ubiquitin protein ligase activity; SMAD binding. Lineage: Eukaryota; Metazoa; Chordata; Aves; Eurypygiformes; Eurypygidae.